Molecule: messenger RNA, 4311 nt
Organism: Saccharomycodes ludwigii
Lineage: Eukaryota; Fungi; Ascomycota; Saccharomycetes; Saccharomycodales; Saccharomycodaceae
Gene: HAP1
Product: Hap1p
Exons: 1
Coding region: 1-4311 (1436 amino acids)
Biological process (GO): regulation of transcription by RNA polymerase II; DNA-templated transcription
Cellular component (GO): nucleus
Molecular function (GO): zinc ion binding; DNA-binding transcription activator activity, RNA polymerase II-specific; RNA polymerase II cis-regulatory region sequence-specific DNA binding
Source: RefSeq, a predicted model, not a curated record
AUGCCACCUAAAAGAAAAAGAAAUAGAGUUCCAUUAAGUUGUACAAUAUGUAGAAAACGUAAAGUAAAGUGUGAUAAAACAAGGCCACAUUGUAAACAAUGUGAGAAAACUGGCAUGUCCCAUUUGUGUCAUUAUAUGGAACAAAGCUGGGCUGAAGAAGCAGAAAAAGAGCUAUCCAAAGACGUUGAGUUAAAAGAAUUACGUGAUAGGGUAAAAUCUUUGGAAGAAAUGUUGAACAAAGUUCAUAGUAACAAUAAUUCACCGCCGGAAUCGAUAACCAACGAUUUAAGCUUAACAAGUAACUCAAUAUCAAAUUCUCAAAACGUUAUAAAGUUAAGUGACAAGAAUAAGAAAUGCCUUAAAGGAGAAACUCCUGACAGUAAAAAGGAAGACGAUUCAAAACUAAGUCAAGAAGAACAAUUGUUUUCUAAAUACGAUAAUGAUGAAUUAGAUUUAACCAAAAGGUUUGAUAUGUUGCACUUGAAAAACACUGGUACUGUACAUCUAGGUGCCACCCAUUGGUUAGCUAUUAUGAAAGGUGAUCCCUAUUUGAAACUAUUAUGGUCGCAUAUAUUUACAAUCAGGGAAAGGAUAAACGAAUGGUAUAUUCAAAUGUCGACCACAAACAACGCCAAUGGCAAAAUUAAAAGGAAUAGCAUUGGUAAUUGUCCCGUCGGUCAUCCUACUAAAAAUGCAUUUUUACCUGGUUCCAAUGCUUGUCCAGUUAGUCAGAAAUUUGAAGAUAAUAAUGAUAAUAAUACUAAUACAUCGGGAAUACCCACGUGUCCGGUAGCCCAUGAUAAAAACAAGAAUAUUUCCAGUGACACUGGGGACGCUGGUGCUAAUAGAUGUCCCAUUAUACACAAUGCAAAAACUGCUAAAACUUCAGUAAAUAAAUGCCCUAUUGAUCAUACCAAACUAAAAAAGCCCCAAGAACUACCGUCAUUUGAUGUCCUAAGUAGAAAAUGUCCAAUAAUGCAUGAUAAAACACCCACUCCUCCUCCAACCUCCCAUUCCUCAUAUUCUGUUGGGUCAGCUAACAAUAACAGUGUCACUUCGCGUAAGAAUUCUGCAUCGUCGUCGUUAUACAAGAAUUUGGAUUUAAAUUCUGCAAAUAAUGAACAAGAAAUUAUAGAAAAAGUUAUAAAAGAGUUAAAUAAGCUGCUACCACCACAGAGAAUCAUUGCGCUACUGAUCAAUAAAUUUUUCAAAUUUUUAUAUCCUGUAAUUCCAAUAUUGGAUGAACAAAGUUUCAAAUCACAAAUAGCACAAAUCAUCCAACCACCAACUUUACCGGGAGAUAAUAUUUCCAUAAAGAUAAAUAAGCCCCUAGAUUGCUGUAUUUUAGGGAUUCUAGUCAUUAUUUUAAGGUUGACGUGGCUAUCACUACCAUCUAACGGUUGUAAUAUAGAUUUAGGGAUUUUCCACGGCAGCAAUUUAGCUUUAGGUAAACUAGCAACUAACCACUCUGCAUUCACAGCCUCACAGGCCAAGGACGAAAACUUGAUCUUGAAAUUUGAAAUACCGACCUUAGCUGUCAACUUGAUCAGAAAAUAUUUAGUUAGAUUUGAUGAAAUUAGUAGCUUUUCCAACAAGAACGUCAAUAUUACUACUGUGCAAUUUGCUAUUUUUUACAAAAUAUAUUUGAUAAGCUGUCCAGAAAGCUCCGAGUCCUUCCAAAAUUCAGGUUCUUUUAUGACCACAGGACACGACAAUGAAACACAUCAAGUUUUGUUAAGUAGUAUUGUUCAGAUGGCAUUUAGUUGCGGUUUACACAGAGAUCCAGAUAAUUUCCCUCAAUUAAACACAGACGUCUUUCCUGCGGCCUCUAAAAACAAAAAUGAAAAUUCUAACUCUAAUGGCAACACUAAAAAGAAAAAUAAACAACCUUCAACAGGCAAUGCUCCUGUUUUCAACAAGGAGGUUGUGGCUAAUACGGAAAGGUUGAAACAUACUUGGAGAAAAACAUGGUUUUUCAUUGUUUCGUUAGAUGUCCAACAGUCAUUAUCUUUAGGUGCACCAAGGUUAUUGAGAAACUUGGGUGACUUUAGUGACACAAAAUUGCCGUGCGCCUCCAAAAUUGACUAUGUUAGUGAUAUUAAAGAGCUAAUUGUUGUGAAAAAUUACACGUUAUUUUUCCAAAUAGAUUUGUGCAUAAUUGCCGUACUGAACCACAUAUUGAAUGUAUCAUUAUCCCGCUCUGUUCGCAAAUUUGAGUUGGAUGAAUUAAUUUCUAUUUUGAAAAAACUGUCCUAUGGCGAGGAUGAUAACAAUUCUAACAUAAACGAUAUUGUCAACACGUUGAUUAAUAAGGGAUUAUUGUUCACAUCGGAAGCAACCGCUUUAAACACCUCCAUAUCCUCGGUAAACAAACCUGAUGAUUAUGACAGUGUAUAUACACUACCUACGUUGAAAAAAAUUUUGUACUCAACAAGUGACGGCUUAAAAGAUGAUAGUAGUACCAGUAAUAGUAAAAAACUGGAUUUGCCCCAUGAGACUACGACUAAAGCUGUUUUUUUCUCGAAACAUUUAACUAUAAGAAUGUUGCUUUAUUUGUUAAGUUAUAUACUAUUUACUAAUUAUGAGCCAAUGGGCAAUGAUGAUGCCGAUACGAUCCCCUUAAGCAGAAAAUAUGCUCAGGAUUCUUUAAAUUAUGCUAUGGAUGGUUUUAGAAACUCUUUGGUUUUUUUUAUAAAUACCAAAUCACAAAGUGGCGGGAAUGGCUCCAUUUUCAACUAUAUGGAAGUCUUAUUGACACCUUCUUGUCUAGAUGUUUGUCAUAGAGCACUGCAAUUUAUGAUAUGUUUAAUUUUAAGGGCUAGAUGCGGUCCAUUAGCUGGUAUAAGUGAAUGUCCAAUCAUAACAACAACAACAACAACGGAAAAUUCGUCCAGUGGCAGCGAAGACGAAACAUCAGAAAAGACUGCCAAUUCAAAUAAUACAGGUAAAAAGGGUUGUCCAUAUAGUGGUAACUCGGGUGCCGGAGACAGUUUGUUUGAUAAUAACGAGGUAUUACAGAUGAGUGAUGAUUUGGCUAAUAUUUUAUUAUGUAGGAUGGAGUUAUUUCACAAAUUGACAAAACAGAUAUCUGAAAAAUACACGUAUGCUUCCAAAAUGACUAGAUCGACUGGGUUUUUCUUAACUUUGUUAAAAACGCAGUCCUCGAAAAACAAAACAAGGUCACGUAAUGCCUCAACCGCUAAUGAAAGCAGUGCUGGAAACAAUAAUAAGACUCUUCCCACAAUAAAGACACCUGGUAUUGCAAAUAUGGCUAGAUUUUUUAAGAACAUUCCGUCACUAAUAAUAUCUGCUGGUGGCGAGCAACUAAAAAGAUGUCCCGUGUAUCAAGAUGCUAUCGGGUUUUUACCAAUAAAGUCACCUAACUUGAACAGCGGCAACGUUGCUGGAAGACCUCCUCAAGAUAAAUCUAGGAUACAAGCUGCAAAUACUUCAGCCGGUGGUAGGUUGUCAAAAAUUAAAACAGCAUAUAAUCCAAUAACUUAUAGGACAGUCAGUAGUAGAACGUCUGAUAUCAGAAGAGGAAGCGAGGAAAUUGGGUUAGAUCCGCUAUCCAAGGGUGUAGCUGAUGGAAAUAAUGAUCCUGUAAAAAGACGUAAACUUUCUUCUGAUAUUUUUAUUCCCUCCUCAGAACCGCCCGUCAUUACGCCUAAAACGAGAAUGUUCAAUGAUACUUUGCCAUUGCCAAAUACAGAUCUUACUUAUAUUACCAACAAUAGUAACGCUGCAACACCUCUCACGGAUACUGUUAAUGUAAGACCGCAGAUUCCAGUGUUAUCGCCUAAUAUCAAGAUGAAAGAGGAAACACCCGUUACUUUGUUAGCAACUCCAAAUUUAAAUAGUUUACAGGCAAGUGCCAACUUACCACUUACAGAAAUGCCAAAUGCAACUAGUACUAACGCCGUUGCCAAUGGGGAUAAUACACAGUUUUUAUCGCCUUCUAUACUAUCAGAAGAAACAUCUUCCUCGAUUAAUUAUACGCCAGAUUUUGAGGAAUUUUUGAAGCAAAAUGCGGAUUUAACUGGAUUAAUUAUAAACCCAUCCAGUAUUGUUGAGGCAGUUGGUUUUGAUCAUGAAUAUAAAGAAACUCUGUUCAAUGUAGGUGGUAUUAAAAGUCGCAAGGGGUCAGAAGUCAACAGUGUCUGGAAUGUAAAUGAAGAUUUUAUCGACAUGGAGAACACCGGGAUCGAGGGCUUAAGUGAGAUAAUUCAUGGAAGAACUAGCACUGGUAAUGUUAAUGAUAAUGGUGUUGCAAGAAAUGCUAACUUUAAUGACAUGGAUAUUUGGGAAUAG